GACUUUGUAGAAGUUGGGUCUCUCAGAGCGACCACAGCUGGUGCGCGACGUUGAUCAGUGAGAGAAUUUGUGAGUGCCUGUGUUUUCUGUCAUCACUAUUGGACUUCUGUGUUCAAGACAUUCUUGAGAGUAUUUAACAUGAGAUCGUCACACCGACACCUUGAGCAUCAUGUGAGCUGAAAUGUCAGUGCAGAAUAAGGGGCACUCGACAAUGGGGCUUCCUCGAGCGAGCGGCAAGCGGCGGUGGUCUGGCGAAGAAGGCGCUGACGCCGUACCAGCCAAGGUGAUCUGUACAUCGCCACCCCACGCCCUCUGUGCUGAGGACGUCUUACACCACCCCGCCCUCACCCACGCCCACGCUUCUACACCGGCCCUCGAGUGCGAGCUGACCUCCACCUCUGUGGAGAGCAAUACAAGCGAGGUCUCCACCAGCGAAUUGCUCUGUCAAGAGCAAAGUGACUCUGCCACUUCGUUUGAGACGACCUCCUCACUUUGUGUGCAAGUAGACUCUACCAGUGUUUUUACCGACUCAGAAGACGAAUCCAUGGACGAUGAACACGAGGAUUUCAUUGACGACGAGGAAGACAAAGACUCAGGAUUCAUUGAUAGCAAUUCAAUAGACAAUUCUUCUGAUGAUGAAGUGGAAAGUACCAGUCGAGUGAUAUCAUCAGCAGAGCCUUCCGUUUCUUCCUCCUCGCUCGCUCCUUCGUUGUCGUCCCAGUGUCUGUCAUUUGUUUCAUCCUCAUGCUCCACCACCACCACCACCACCACCACUGCGGCCUCCACGUCCCUCCAACUGUCACUCUCCAGAGUACUGCCUCAUCCUUCCACGACCCUCUCUGCCAGCAGCGAAUCUUCCCUUCUGCCAUCCACACCUCUGUCUCCGGCAGUUCAGAGCCCCUCUGUCCCAACUACUUUCUCCAUCUCCAACGCGGCUACGCCAGUUGCCGUGUCCCCACUUCCUCUUAGCAGUAUAACGUCACCAUUCGUAGCCUCUACCAUUACCUCCAGUACAGUUACUACCAUGACGACCACCACUAGCACUGCAAGUAACAAUGAGGAAAGGGUACCAACAGUCUCCAUGGUGAGUGAUGGAAGUGUUACAACAGUAACAGCAGCUCAAACAGGAACAGUUGUUACAAGUGCUUACCAGGGAACACUUACAACACCAUCAUAUGAUCCCCAUUCUUAUCCUUAUCCCCCAGAGUCUUAUCCUUCAAGGCCUGUUACUCCAGCUUGGGGAAGCUGCAAUUUCUAUGAUGGAUCUCAACCUAACACUAACAAGUACAUGGAAAUUUCGCCUAGUAAACCUAGUGCUAACCAAUCGAUUCAGUGUGAUGAGAAUGGAAAGUCUUAUUUAGAACUAGGUAGUGCCUCUCCUUAUACCCACACCUAUUCUAAUGACUGCGGAAAUUACACCACUUCUCCAUCAAGUUAUCCUUCUCAAUCAUACAAUCAGACCUGUACCAGUCCUAGCAACAGCAGCACUUAUGGUCAACCCACAAGUUACUUCAACUCACGCCAAAGUUACAGCCCUAACCCAUAUAACGUUUAUCCUGCAUCUGAGGGUUAUGGCAAUUUUGAAAAUGAAACAGGAUGUGGUUAUGGAUAUGGUUCAAAUGGAUACACAGGUGCAAGAGGAGGUACAAUGCCUCCAUCUCGUGGUCCUCCAAGAUGUAUGUCUCCUUAUUGUGACCCUACUCAAGGAGCUGCACGACCAAACUGUUAUCAUCAGCAGCGACUGUCAGUGCUCAACGUGUCCAUGUACAAACUAAACAGAUUUCGGCAAUUUCCAGAGCCCAGCCUUCAUCGCUCUGUACUUAUCUGCAAUACCUUAAGGCAUAUAGAGCGUGAACUAGAAGCUGAAGGUGUUAGUGUAGCUUCAUUAUUAGCACAUUCACAUGCUCAUACUGCAAAUCCUCAUUUGCAAGGGGCAGCUCCUAAUCAAGGAGUUCAGACAUGCCCUGAGCCCAUGCCGUCCUCUCCCACCCCAUCUCCAACACCAACAGAGGGACCAUUACCCCCCAUGCAUGCCCCUCUAGUGGGAUCUCCCCUUGCAGCACCAGUGUCACUGCCUCCGUCCACGCCUUCCACACCGCCACCUUCUGUGACUCAUUACACCACCGCUUCUCCCACUGUACAAUACCCAGCUUCUCAGUAUCUACCAACAGAUCAUCCCACAACUUUUGAUAGCAGAGAAAAUGCACAUCUUCGACAGUAUCAGUCUUUACCUCCAAAUAAUUCUCAUACAGAUAGUAGUGGACAAGGGCCUUCAACUGAGGCACACACAGAAGCCGAGACUGAAGAUCCUCCUUCAUUACCUUCAACUAGACCGCCUGCUCUGCCACCUGAGGAACGGACAGAUGCCAUCAACUGGUGCUCAGUUCUCAGCCUUUCAUCCCAGACAGAUUUAGAUUCGAUGAACAACAAUGAGUAUGGUGACUGGGGUGGUGAGAGUAGCUCAGAUAUGGACUACAGUCGUACCGAUGAUGGACCUCCAUGGAAAUUACCAUCUCUAAGUGCAGAUGAUGUGCUCAAAUCUUUCCCAGAGGCCUCAAAAAGACUAGAAACGAACGAGGACCUUGAUUCUAUAAUUAAUGUAUUAGUUGGUUCUUAGCAUUUAGUGUAGUUUAGAUAACUGCUAUUAUUUCAUUCCAAAGGAAUCGGUGUUAAUGUUUGUUUGCCGCUGUGCGGGCAAUAAGAGUACAUCGCAAUCCAGUGCAUUUGUGGACAACCAGACAUUGCUCAAUGCAUGGCUAGCAAUGCAGUCCUUAGGGCGUUUUGCCAGUCAUGUCCUUUGUCCCAAGGAUGCUAAUCAAUCUGUACCACAAAUACCGGGCAAAAAGCAACUCACUCAAGCGGCAUCACAACAGAACAAGAGGCUAGUGUUUUUCUGACACCCCUUUGCAGACAAAUUAAUUACACUUUACAGUAUAUAGUUAAAUAAUAAGUGUCAUAUUUACCAUCACAUGCCUCCUGGGACAGAUCAUGGCAUCCCUUCAUAAUGUUACAAAGUGUACCUGCAUAACAUUACUUUCUUACUGAUAAAACAGUGGCAAUAUAUAAAGGUUCCGUACCAGAGUUUUAUAUAAUUUGCCAAAUAUUUUUUAUGCUUAUUGUAAAGUGAAUUUUAUUGAGUAUUUUAGUAGGAAAAAGGUGCUUAUAUUCAGUUUUAAAUAUAUAAUUCAGAACUGUUAAUUUUUUUAUAUUUUUUUCUGAUGUGCGGUUGUGCCCAGUAUCUUUUCAGUAUUUACAAAUAUUUUAUUCUGUACUGAUAUAUAUAUAUAAUAUAUGUAGAGUAAGCCAAGAAUUAGUUGCAUUGACUGCUCUGGGUCACCUACAAGUUCAAACUAAACUCCUCCUUUGUACGACACCUGCAGCCAUCCUGUGGCCACGUCCAAGUGAGUUCAGCCAGGAAGCUAAAAGUGUCUACCCCAGAAUAUGUUUGGGGUCUAAACACGUCACCAAUGUCAAUUAAGGUCUCCUAAUUUUUUGUUGGUGCAAAUGGGUACAGCAGAUUGUCCACACCAGUUAUUUUUUAGAAACAAACAAAAUUAAUAUUUCAAGUAUUUUCCUCCACUGAACAGCAUAGGUACUAAAAUCAUUUGCGGACAAGUGAGAAAUCUAAUUUCCAUGUCUGCAGACAGCUUGUUUUCGGACACUGCCAGUGAGACCGAGGGAAUGCUUUUUUACUUGUAAAGAUGCAUAUACCCAAGUCAUCUGGAAAUGCAGUGAUUAAUGUAAUCAGUACGAGAAAAAUUAGCUGUCGCAUUGUAAACUGGUAUUGACAAUUUUUUGAAGCCCAAAUUGUUACAAUGAUCUCUGGUGAUGUUUCUUAGAAUGACUCAUUGAUUCUAGUCGUGGUGAUCGCCAUUGACAGCAGUGCAGACAUGAUGAAGGAGCAAAGUGCAAAGCAUUUUUUGCUGUAGCUACAAAAAAGUGUAUGUAUUUUAUGGCUCUUCUGAGUACUUUUCCCUUCCUUGUGAAUUGCACUCCAAGUCUUGAUUAUUUCAUAUAUAGGGUCUUAUAUGUCUUCCUAUGUUUUUUUUUUUUUUUCGUUUUCUUUAAUUCUCAUGAAAUAUUAUUUUAGCCUUGGGUAACCUAUGUACAUGUUUGUUCUUUCUUGAUAAAAACCUUUUUUUUAUCAAGAUAUGUAAAAGCUUGUUUUCUUAUGUAUUUUACAUAGUAGAGGCGCGCCUCAAAAUUAUGUCUCCUCUAGCUUAAAUCCUGUUAUAAUUUCUGUGGAGGGGAAAGUGAGCAACCAAGGUAGCAAAGAUGUGGCCGAGUCUUGUAGCAACAAAAAAUUAACUUUCCAAAAUCAGAAUCACACACAAAACAAAGUUAUUGAUGUUAGCUGCUCAUCAUUUCUCCUGUCAUGGCAUAUUGGAUUCUCACUGUCAAAGUUUUGUUGAGUUUGUUGAAUAAGACGACAGAAGCCACAUGUCAAUCAUCGAAAAUGAAGCAAGUGAAGUCCGUUGGGUGCAAGGGGGAACAUCUGUAGUGUCCAAAACAGGUGGCACAAGUGUCAAGUACAAUGGCUCUGCCUUAAAAGUAAUGUUUAUUAGGUAUUAGAUAAUGUAAUAAUACUUAAAUUGGCUGUGACCACUUGUGGAUCAUUCCUCGAGUGUAAGCUGAGUGAUAUUUAUAUAUAUACAUAUAAAUAUAUAUAUGACUUUUGGUUGUGCUCUACAGAAAUUCUCAAUUUUUUAAAGACUGUUUGUGAUACAAUUGCUCAGAAGUACAGAUUAUUGUAGACGAAUCAGCAGAACCAAUAGAGUUUAUAAUCCAGUGUUAAGUGUAUUACUUAAUACACACGAGUCAUUAGUAUGAGACGCACUUAUGAUCAAAACACGUUUUUGAAGAUUGUCAUUCUUUAGUCAUUGGCCCGUUGUCUUGGCUUGAAAACAGCAAGCAAACCGUCAUAGAGCACGUCGUGCCUUUGGUGUGACAGAGGAAACAAACACUAAACUGUCAACUGCACGUCUGUGACAUUGGUCGUGUUUCGUCAACUCUCCUUUGAGGUUUGAUGAAGUUUUCCUUCUGUUUUGUCAAGGUAAUAAUUCUAAGAAACAUAGUUUAGUCCCCUUUGCAUGGUUAUCGAAAACACAACUUUUCACUGACGAUUACUCCAUAAAAUUCAAGAAAGCACAAGAUAUUGAUGUACUGAGCCCUGGUGUUUUAGAUGAAUUAUCCAGCGAAAAAUGAUUUCGUUAAAUACUGAACUCAAGAUGAACAGAACCGAGUCUACUUCCAAGUAGCCAGACACCCAUCAGAUUGUUUACUGGUACUACUUACUACUUCGCCAGAAAGGUCACGGGAAUAUGGGCUCAGUGCAUUUAUUCGAUUGUUAAUGGUGUUGGAAAAACGCUGAGGAGUAGAGGACUAAUAUCCCCCGUUACUCUCCCUAACCUCUAAAAUCCCCCUCCCUCAAUUCCCCGCCGUAUUGAUUAGCACAGGACACGGCAUGCCACCGCCGGUGGUUCUGGCGUCCCAUGGGCCUUCGUCAGUAGCAUUUUCAAUUAGUAAAAAGGCAAAAUUUACCCCCCCGGCCCGCCCCUUCCGACGAUAUUCAAAUGUACAAGAGGCGGCCAAUGGCAUUUUCUUUCAAAACGUUCACACGUAUUCUUUCGCACUUGAACCGAUAAUCUUUCACGUCCAUAAUAAUCAUACCAGCGCACGCAUCUUUGACCGUCACCUCGAGUUCAAUCUUAGAGUUUAUCCAUCCCUCUCUCUCCUUUUGCAAACGUAUCGCGUAGUAGCUGCACAAAGUUCACAAAAACUAGUUUCAAAGACUAACCCCCGAGCGAUCUCUGGUGUAGAAUCCAAAUAAUUAUUAUUUUCCCCGGGAGAAGUCAUACUAAUGACAUCGUGACCACAGGCUCAAAGGCUAGAGAACCAGUGGUAUGUCUGUCUGUAUGUAUAUGUAUGUGAUGGACACUGGUGGUGCCCUCUUCUCCUCUCGGCUAAGAAACGAGCGGCGACAGACUUCACUUGCUUACCAUAGGGGUUUUGGAAGGCUGGUAAGGUGCUAGGGACCGUCGAGUGCAUUCUGGAUACAAAUGCCUUAUCCUUCCCCUUACCGCCUAGAACCAUCCCAUAAUUAUCUGUGAUCCUACUCAUUUAUAGGAUGACCAAAUGGUUAUGGUAAUGAAAUAUAAGAAACAUAAAAAGUUAAAAAAAAUAUAAAUCUAAAUAUCAUUUUUGUUCUGAAGCUGCAGUUAUUUUGUGCAGGCUUAAAUGAAUAAAAGAUGUACUUAUACUGUAGUAAUUUGUUCUAUAAAGCUGAGCAGAGAAGAUUGAAGCCAAAGAUAUUUUCCACGAGAAACAAAAUUUUAAAGGUGACAUUUUUGGCAGUUUUCAUAGAUGGCUUUAUGAAGCAAAUGAAGCGUAUUUUAUAUAGAGUUUGUGUAUAUAUUUAUUAUAUGUAAAUAUCUGUAAGUAAUGUCAAAAGAGAAAGCAAUAAAAAUCAAGUGUA
This is a messenger RNA of Macrobrachium nipponense, 6475 nucleotides long. RefSeq lists its product as uncharacterized. Gene Ontology annotation, molecular function: transcription regulator activity. NCBI's taxonomy places the organism in Eukaryota, Metazoa, Arthropoda, Malacostraca, Decapoda, Palaemonidae. Bases 182 to 2617 code for a protein of 811 amino acids. Gene Ontology annotation, cellular component: nucleus. The transcript is spliced from 2 exons. The record is from RefSeq and is a predicted model, not a curated record.